Messenger RNA from Boeremia exigua, 1531 nucleotides. Its product is annotated as glyceraldehyde 3-phosphate dehydrogenase. NCBI's taxonomy places the organism in Eukaryota, Fungi, Ascomycota, Dothideomycetes, Pleosporales, Didymellaceae. The record is from RefSeq and is a predicted model, not a curated record. Gene Ontology annotation, molecular function: NAD binding; oxidoreductase activity, acting on the aldehyde or oxo group of donors, NAD or NADP as acceptor; NADP binding. Bases 357 to 1370 code for a protein of 337 amino acids. The transcript is spliced from 5 exons. Gene Ontology annotation, biological process: glucose metabolic process.
CAGCUCGAGGUUCGAAAGAGCGUCUUGGACACGCUUUUGUAUUCCUCGACGCAUCCGGACUACUCCUGCGUCCCGUCGCUUUCCGCGCAUUCUCACGAUCCCGAGGUACGGUUGCAGCAGUGCGACCUGGCAUGAAGCUCAACGCAGCCGGCCGGAUGUGAGGGAAGCUCAUUGGAUCCGGCCCGUGUGUCGCAGCUAUCAGAUUGCCAUUUUUUGACCUGUGACGUUAGUGAAGCCCGUCACCCCACCAUAACGACCCCUCCCAACAAUAACGCGCCUUCCCAGCCGCACCACAAAACUCUUCCAAGCUUCCAGACUAUUUUAGAACCCUUUAAAGCAACAACAAGCUAUCCAUCAUGGUUGUUAAGGUCGGUAUCAACGGUUUCGGCCGCAUUGGUCGCAUUGUCUUCCGCAACGCCAUCGAGCACAACGAUGUCGAGAUCGUCGCCGUCAACGAUCCCUUCAUUGAGCCUCACUACGCCGCGUACAUGCUCAAGUACGACAGCACACACGGCCGCUUCAACGGCGACAUCAAGGUCGAGGGCAACAACCUCUCCAUCAACGGCAAGACCAUCCGCUUCUACACCGAGAAGGACCCUGCCAACAUCCCCUGGAGCGAGACCGGCGCUUUCUACGUCGUCGAGUCCACCGGUGUCUUCACCACCACCGAGAAGGCCAAGGCUCACUUGAAGGGUGGCGCCAAGAAGGUUGUCAUCUCCGCUCCUUCUGCCGACGCUCCUAUGUUCGUCAUGGGUGUCAACAACGAGACCUACACAAAGGACAUUGAGGUCCUGUCCAACGCCUCUUGCACAACCAACUGCUUGGCUCCUCUCGCCAAGGUCAUCCACGACAAGUUCACCAUUAUCGAGGGUCUCAUGACCACUGUCCACUCCUACACCGCCACCCAGAAGGUCGUUGACGGUCCCUCCGCCAAGGACUGGCGUGGUGGCCGCACCGCUGCUCAGAACAUCAUUCCUUCCAGCACCGGUGCCGCCAAGGCUGUCGGCAAGGUCAUCCCCGACCUCAACGGCAAGCUUACCGGCAUGUCUAUGCGUGUCCCUACCUCCAACGUCUCCGUUGUUGACUUGACUGUCCGCAUCGAGAAGGGUGCUACCUACGACGAGAUCAAGGAGGCUGUCAAGGAGGCCUCCGAGGGCAAGCUCAAGGGCAUCCUCGGCUACACUGAGGAUGAGAUCGUCUCCUCUGACCUCAACGGUGACGACCGCUCCUCCAUCUUCGAUGCUAAGGCUGGUAUCUCUCUCAACAAGAACUUCGUCAAGCUCGUUUCCUGGUACGACAACGAGUGGGGUUACUCCCGCCGUGUCCUCGACCUCCUGGUCUACAUUGCCAAGGUUGAUGGCAACGCUUAGGAAUCAGGACAGAGCCAGGCCAUGCCUAAGCUUUGAAAGCCGAGUUAGAAAGGACAUGAAAGCCACCGCGUGUUAGUAAUUCCUUCAGUAAAAAUACGCUGGGGGUGCAGCCCCACAGGUGUUUAUGCUAGAUAUGAAUCAAUGAAUAAUAGUACAAGUAA